This is a messenger RNA of Symbiodinium sp. CCMP2456, 2151 nucleotides long. The record is from the annotation of a GenBank genome assembly. NCBI's taxonomy places the organism in Eukaryota, Dinophyceae, Suessiales, Symbiodiniaceae.
AUGGAUUGGGACGAGACGCAAGACUCGCAAAAGGUACUGGUGGACAGGCUGAAAUCUUCUGGCCACUUCGACAGUGAUUGCGAAAUCCGGCCGGCGAAGCGCCUCCGACUUCGUGGCAAGACGCCGAGCUAUCUUUGCAUUCCCGAUGCUGAGGAAGACGAGGAUCCUGAUGAGGAAAACAACGAUGAGAACUAUGAAAAUUACGAAGGUCCUGCUCCGGACUGGGUCGAUGGAGAGGGUGAUCAGCUAAUGGGCCUGGAGCGCGCGAGUGAUGAUGGUCAUGAUUUUCAUGAGCCGAAGUACUAUGCGCAGGACGGCACUGACUUUGAUUGGGAGGCAGCCCACGAGGGGCAUGUGAAAUGGUGCCAGGCAGCGGGUGUGAAUCCGGAAGUGACAUCUGCAGAGGAAGAGCCUGAGACAGAGCCUGCUGCGGAGACCGUCAGCAAGUGCGGCUCUUGCCAUUGGUUGGACGGUGACGGGCGGUGGCACGUCGGGCCUGUCCCCGAGCUCGAUGAUGAGACCACCGGCCAGAAUGAUGGGGCCGAGGGCCAGGACGCGCAGUGGGAGGCCGAUGGAGAUGAUCUCGAGGUUCCCGAGCAGGAUGACGAGCCGUGGGAACAAGCUGCCGAGAAUGAUGAUCCCCGCGAGCGGGCCGAGCAAUGGGGAGCUUGCGAGAAUGACGAUCCCGAGCAGGCCGGGGAUGAAGCUUGGGAGGAUGAUGAUCCUUGCGAGCAGGCCGAACAAUGGGAAGCUUGCGAGGUUCACGAUCCCGAGCAGGCUGCGGAUGAAGCUUGGGAGAAUGAUGAUCCCCGCGAGCAGGCGGAGCAGUGGGAAGCUUGGGAGAAUGAAGAUCCCAAGCAUGACGAGCAGCGGGAAGAUGACGAGAAUGAUGAUCCCGAGCAGGAGGAGCAGUGGGAAGAUGGCGAGAAUGAUGAUCCCGAGCAGGACGAGCAGUGGAAAGAUGGCGAGAAUGAUGGUCCCGAGCAGGACGAACAGUGGGAAGAUGGCGAGAAUGAUGAUCCCAAGCCGGACGAGCAGUGCGAAGAUGCUGAUGAUGAAGAUGCGGGCCAGUGCCCCAAGCAUGAGAAGCAGCGGAAUGAAGAGUGGCCUGAGAGUGGCCAACCAAAGGAGGCUCCAGGUGAUCACGUGGCCGGAAGCGCCGAGGCCGAUUCCACAUGGGUAAAUUGGCCAAGAGCGGCAGCCACGAACGUGACCCAGGACUACCCCACGAAAGACGACCAACAGCGCCUCGAUGCCUGGUGGUCCAAAUACCGGGUUAAGGAGCCUACCCCCGUCGAGAAGCAGGAGAUUGGGAACCCCGACCUGCCCGCAAGCCUCGAGGCCGUGAUGCCCAGCAACGCGAAGCCUGAUCGCACCCGGGACACCAAAGGUCCUGCAGCAUUCGAGAUCCCCACAACGAGUGGAUUCCCGGGUGUGCCUGACAAAGUCAUGAAGGCUGCUCUAGGCGCAAAGGCUAAGAGCAAGGGCAAGAAGAAGCAGCUCAAGAGAGCACCCUAUGCCGAUACAGAAUACAAUGUCCAGAGAAAGAAGUUCUUUGCCACGCUUCCGCCAAUGCCACAGGCCGAGCGACAGAGCAGGUGGAACAACAGUGAGUUCAGGAAGCAGGUGCUGGCCGGCAUGGGCAUGGAUGUCAACGAGAUGAAACGUCGCCGCUAUGUAAAGCAGGCCAACCGGUUGGCACGUCGGGUGGCCUAUCUGCUCGAGUAUCAGCAUCGAGCUGGGUCGUUCUACGUCCUCGAAAACCCCAGCGGCUCUAUGCUUUUCGACUAUCCGUGUGUGAAGGUUACACUAUGGGGUACUGCACCGUUCAUGGACAAGCUCUAUGAACAGCUGACUGGAACAAGGAGGAACCAGCUGCGACGGAUCCAGUCAUUCCUGAAGAUGGACAUCAGCAGGGGAUAUAUCGAUGAACACGGCCGUUCCCGGCGAGUGGGAGGGAAGGAUCUAACGAAGACCGCCGUUUAUCCCGGUACUUUGGCACUGAAGGUUGCCGAGCUAAUGGAGGAGCACUUCGCGACCCUGAAGCCAAGAGCUUCUGUCAGCGAGCUGGAUAUGGAGCUGUGCGAUACCAAUGAUGCUGACAGCUCCGAUUCCGGCCUGGAGGGUUUGGUCGGCUCCUCCAUGCAGUAG